Messenger RNA from Paracoccidioides brasiliensis Pb18, 720 nucleotides. RefSeq lists its product as uncharacterized. Gene Ontology annotation, molecular function: nucleic acid binding; RNA-DNA hybrid ribonuclease activity. Bases 1 to 720 code for a protein of 239 amino acids. The record is from RefSeq and is a predicted model, not a curated record. The transcript has 2 exons.
AUGACUUCACCGCAUCCCGCUACCGGGGGAGAUGCGGAACCUAUUACACCGGUCAGAACUCCUCCAACCCCCAAAGAGGAGCCUCAGGAGGAAGAGAGUCCACCACCAUUGCUGGCAGGGCGUUUUGGACCACCUCCCUUGCAAACUCCGCGUCAGACUUUUGCCCACCACAGCAUGUUCCGCAGGUUUUGGAGAGUGAACCGGGAAGAGCCAGAGCUGUUAGUAUAUGCAGCAGGCGUCUGCAACAGUGCUGGAUCAGAUAGCUCUAGGGCGGCAUGUGGUUGGCUCUUCAAUGCCCAUGUAGCACGGUUCUGCUUCAGGUUAGAGAAUUCAGGCCCGACGGGUAACAUAUAUCCACAAACAAAAGAGCGGGCUGAGCUUCGAGCUGCAAUUCAUGCCUUGACCAUCCGUCAAUGGGCGGGUGAAGGUUGGAGGAACGUUGUCAUCGCGACAGAUUCGAAACAUGUCGUCAAUGGCGUCACGGGCCAGAUAUCCACAUGGCUUCAGUGGGAUUGGCAGGACCCUUCGAGAGGAAUGGAUGAAGACUGGGAUUUAUGGGCUUUCCUGCUUGAUGUCAUUCGUCGGUUGUUCCUGGAUGGUGUCAGAGUGUCGUUUUGGCUGAUUCCACGUGGAUGGAACGCCCAGGCGAGGGAAUUAGCUCAAAUGGCUACUGAGGCUCCGGAUGUUGAGGCUUUUGUGGUUCAAAAGUAUCUUCGGUGA